Papaver somniferum (opium poppy) is the source of this 1589-nucleotide messenger RNA. RefSeq lists its product as uncharacterized. Gene Ontology annotation, molecular function: nucleic acid binding. The record is from RefSeq and is a predicted model, not a curated record. The transcript is spliced from 4 exons. NCBI's taxonomy places the organism in Eukaryota, Viridiplantae, Streptophyta, Magnoliopsida, Ranunculales, Papaveraceae. Bases 137 to 1213 code for a protein of 358 amino acids.
GCCAGAUUUGUAGAUGCGAGUAAGCAUAUAGCAAACGCCUCUUAAUAAAAAAAAAUCAGAAACAAGAAUUCAGGAUUUUGAAGUGAAGUGGAAGUCAGAGAUCGAAAUUUCCAAUUUGUCCUGUAAACAGUUGAAGAUGGCAGCAGCAGAAGAUUUGAAUUGGAGCAUACAAGUGGAAGAUUUAGUAGAUAAUGGCGAUACUAAAGGUGCAAUAUCACUUUUAGAAUCAGUUAUUAACAAACUUGAAACCCUAAAUUUAUCAUCAUCGUCGUCAUCUAUUGAUCUGAAAUUGGCAACAGCUCUUACUGAUUUAGCUAAUCUAUAUUCUACUCAAGGUUUCUCACUUAAAGCUGAUGAACUUCAAUCUCGUUCUUUUCUACUCAAACAGAAGAAUUCCCACAAGAUAAAGAAUAACGAUUUGGGUAAGAAUGGGGUUUUAGAUACUGUUUCAGCUUGCGACGGUUCUCCUGCACCACCUUCAGAUGCUGAUGAUGAUGCUGAUGAUUGGGAAUCUAUUGCUGAUCGUCCAAUUGAUGAAACAUUAACCCCACCACCACCAGUACAUGAUAUAGGGAUAUCCAAACUUGCGUUGGAAGAUUCAAAACCGGAAACAACAACAACUAAGCGUCGAGGAAGGGGAGCAUUCAUGUAUAAGAAGAAUAGCUUGUAUAGUGACCAACAAACUGGUAGCGUGAACAGUGAGUGUUCUGAUGAUGAUGAAGUUGAAGUUGGUCAGAGUAACUCAGACGAAAAAUCAAAAUCUGGAAUUGCAAAUUUUGGCACCAGUCAUGUUCUUGUUCUAGCUGAUUUUCCACCCAGCACUAGAACAAUGGAGUUAGAGAAACUUUUUGAGAGCUUCAGAGAUCGCGGGUUUGUCAUUCGCUGGGUCAAUGAUACUGUUGCUCUCGCAGUGUUUAAAACACCUUCUACUGCACUUGAGGCUUGCAACAACGUACAUGCAUCAUUCAAAAUAUAUGUGCUACAGGAGAAUGAUAACCUUUUGAGCUCAAUUUCCAGAAGAGAUUUAGAACCUCCUACACCACGACCGAAGACUUCUGUUAGAACAGCUCAAAGACUGAUUGCUCAAGGUAUGGGUAGAAAGCUUUCUACUGAAACCUUUGGGUCAGCUGAGUUGAGAAAGCAGGAGGAAGCCAGAAAAAACCGCAUUGUUACAAGGCAAAUCUUGAAAGAUGAAGCCUGGGGCGAUGAUUAAACGUAAAGCUUUUUUUAUUCAUUUUGGGGAGAAUGGUGAGGAGAAUGUAUUGAGUCAGUUAUAUCAGGAGGAAGAAGAAAUGGAACGCUAAAAAGAGAAUAGGAAUUGCUGCAAGCUGGUCGUAACUUCUUUUUUGCUUCUUUUCCUCCCUUUGUUUCACUGCGCGAUUUUGUAUGCUCUUAAUGUGGUGUAUUUGCUUGACCUACUUCUGGAAGCUGGUAUUGGCUUUACAUCGAUUACAGUUAUCUUAACAAAUGUCUCUAAAAGAUUAGCCUUGUUUCAAUCUAUAAUUGACGAUAGUGUAAUAAUUAUUGGAUUUCGAUGACACAAGGUUGAAAAACCCCGAUUUAUAAUGUAAAAACCCCAAUUUAUGAUA